GGUUUGCCCAGAAAAUUGUAUUUUUGGCUGGGCUGGUUAAAAUUUUCCACCGAUCGACUUAUAACUUUUGGCAUAUAAAAGGGGUCCAGAUCCCGAAGUUGAUACCAUCUGGUAGAGUGAAUCCAAUCAAGACAGAACCAUGAAACUGAUCGCUGCUGUCAUUAUUGCUUGCAUCCUGUUCAUUGGAUCCACCGAAGGCGCAGCAGGACCCACCGAUUGCGGAUGCCAGCCCUGUGGUCCUGCCGGCAAGCCCUGCCAGGGCUGUCCUGAAAGGAUCCCACUCUGCCAGGACCUCCUCAACACCAUACAGACCCUCCAGAAGAAGGUCCGUCAGUGCGUCUGCGGCAUACCAACCUGGAUGCUGUAAUAGCGCCCUGGACGCCCUUAUUAAUGAAAUCCUGAAAAUCUUUCCUAAUAAAUUUGUUUUUGUUGCUGCAAAAAAGGUA
Molecule: messenger RNA, 446 nt
Organism: Drosophila biarmipes
Lineage: Eukaryota; Metazoa; Arthropoda; Insecta; Diptera; Drosophilidae
Product: salivary glue protein Sgs-7
Exons: 2
Coding region: 140-367 (75 amino acids)
Source: RefSeq, a predicted model, not a curated record